Molecule: messenger RNA, 3880 nt
Organism: Dimorphilus gyrociliatus
Lineage: Eukaryota; Metazoa; Annelida; Polychaeta; Dinophilidae
Source: the annotation of a GenBank genome assembly
ACCUUGUAUGCUGAUUGGCGGAUAUUAAAGGUAAUACCUGGUGUGUUCACCUGGUUUAACUACUCACUAACCUUAUCAAAUAUUAUCUCCAUGAUAAGUAAUUGAAGAUCGGUACUUGAUAAAGGGCAUCGCCAUGAAGAAAACUUGGCUCCUUAUUUUAACUUUAUUUUAUCUCUUUUACACCAUUUUAGGUCAAUUAUUCACAUGCCCUAGACCAUGGGUAAUUGAAAGAGAGAAUUGUUUUUAUUUUCAAUAUUCACCCUUGAAAGUUGAUGAGGCUAAAUCCGUUUGCGAAGAAAACGGUGGCUUCCUUAUUUCCGUCCACCACAACGAAUAUGAGUAUAUUUCGAAACAACUUAAACUCAAGUCGGAAAGUAGUCAAGUAUGGCUGACUGGAGGCUUCAUGGAUGGAGGUUUAUAUUGGCAUGAUGGGUCUAAAAUAGAGAAUUUAGACAACUUCGACGAGAAGUCGAAAAAAAGAAAUCUACUUGACGAUGAUAUUGUUGUGCUAAAAACGUUUGGAGGAAUCUGGAAAUUGUCUUUAUUGCCCAACAAUGGUCAAGAGUUUUCUUUCAUUUGCCGCGUCCGUGUCACGGACGCCUAUAUGAUUUUAAAGGAGGAGAGAGAUUUUUCCUACGGUUCUGAAAGUGGUCUAACUGAAGAAAGAGGCCCAAAUUUCAUUCAACAGCCUGUAGAUCAGAUAGUCGAUUCAGAAUUCAAACCUGAAAAAAUAAUAAUGCAUUGCGUUGCGACGGGAAUUCCUUCUCCAAAAUAUUCUUGGUUUAAACUAAAGCUUGUUGGCUCUGUAGAAAUAUUGGAAGAAAUCGAUUUAGUAAGAAAAGAUAAGCUAGCAAUUAUUGGUGGAAAUCUUGUAAUAAGCAAACCGGCAGAAAAUGAAGAUAGUGGCCAAUAUACUUGUAAAGUUACAAACAAAUUAGGAUCAAUUUAUAGUCAAACUGCUACACUAUCAUUUACAAGUUUAGUUGAUUUUCCCAAUUCUCCUAGUGCAACUGUUAAUUUCGAUGAAUAUGCUAGUGCUACAUUAGCCUGUAGUACUCAACAGUAUAGCGGUCGACUUUUGUAUGCUUGGUACAAACAAAAUUUUCGAAAUUUUGUCAAGAGUAAAUUCAAACCGUACAUAUUCAUCAGUAGAAAUGGUUAUUUAUACUUUCAAUCAAUAUCAAAGGAUGAUGAAGGAGACUAUGUUUGCGUCGUAACAAGUGUUAAUCCCGCUGCAACUAUUUCGGCAAGUGGUGGCAAAAUUUCUCGCGAAAUACCAAUCAGAGUUAAUAGUGGAUCAGCUCAAAGGGCGGAUCCUCAAUUUUUUGAGGGAUUUCCUCGUAGUUUUCCAAAAGUACCUCUCCAAGGUAACGACGUAUACGUGGAAUGUUUAGCAAGAGGCACAGACGUCCUGACUUACUCCUGGCGACGGCAAGAUGGGCAAGCUUUACCGAAAUCCGCUCAACUACAAGAUCAUAAUCGCGUUCUUUUUUUUAAAAGUAUAACAAUAUCCGAUUCUGGAAUUUACAUUUGUUCUGUAUCGAGAGAACAAGGCAUAGGAAAGACUACUACUUUCUCGCUAAAUGUUGAUACUAAACCGUUCUUUACUGUUCCUGUUCAAUCGCAACAUAUUGACAAAGGAAAUUCAUUUACUUGGCUAUGCAUAGCCGACGGCUUGCCUCCGCCAGAGGUAGAAUGGAUAAAGAAUGGAAAAGUAAUUAAGAACGGGGAUAAUCCAAGAAUAAAGGUGGAUAAAUCAUUGUUGACACUUAAUAAUAUUGAAGACGACGAUGCUGGAAUGUAUCAAUGCGCUGCAAAGAAUGAGCACGGAAAGGUAUAUUCAUCUGGACAGUUGAGAGUUAUUUCCCUUGCUCCAACGUUCAGAAAAAGUCAUUUAAGGCCUACAAUGUAUACUGCUCUGAGAGGAAACAUAACCUUACCAUGUAAGCCGGAAGCCGCUCCAAGUCCGACUAAAACUUGGUAUUUUAAUAAUCGUGUCAUCACUAAUUCACUUAACAAGAGGGUUUUGAAGAACGGAAAUCUGGUGUUAACUAAAGUUACAAAGGCGGAACAAGGGACAUAUAAAUGCGUAGCUGAGAAUGCAUUAGGAGUGGCGGAAACAUCUGGUGAGCUAUCUGUCGUGAAGGAAACUGUUCUAAGCCAUUUCCCAAGUGUAACUACUGUAAGAGUAAAUCGAACAGUUUUACUAGAGUGUGAAACUUCUCACAGUCCGGUUUUAGACGUACAAUAUGAUUGGUAUCAGAAUGGUAGAAAAAUUGAUUUCAUCGACGUCUAUUACAUAGGUUCUAUUGUUAUCAGUAGAAAAGACCCAUACUUCUUUAGAGGAACUGGUACAAGAAAGGGUUCUUUGGUAAUAAGAAAUGCUCAAUUAUUUCACAGUGGACGUUAUAAGUGCGUUGGUCGAACAACUAGUGACUUGGUUUCCCACGAAGCAACUUUAACAGUAAAGGGACCUCCUAGCCCGCCUGCAGGAAUCACGGCUCUUGAGGACGAUAUCGGGAAGAAGUCGGCCAAAGUACAAUUUUUUCCAGGAAAUUCUAAUGGAGAACCAAUCAGAGAAUACGUUGUUGAAGCCAUAGUUAUGAGAAAAAUUGGAUCAGGUAUUUUCAGAGCAGAAUCAAAUUUUACAGUUGUUGGUGUUUUUGAUGAGAGUUCUCUGAAAACAAUUGCGAUAAAUGGAGAAGUAGCUACUUAUGAAGCAACUAUAGAAGAUUUAUCGCCUUUCACUACUUAUAAAUUCCGUGUACGAGCUAUUAACUCAAUAGGAAGAUCAAAGCCUAGUGAAGAAAGUAAAAUUAUAACUACUAAAGCCGAUAGACCAAGCGCAAAUCCGACAAAUGUUGGUGGUGGUGGCGGUAAAGUUGGCGAACUAAGAAUUACAUGGACGCCGGUUCCCUAUGAUAAAUUGCAUGGUGAAAAAGCCGGCUAUGUUGUUUAUUGGCGAAAGAAAGACACAAUUGAUUGGGAAGAGAGAAUUGCUGGUAAUGAAGCUACAAGCUAUUUUUCAUAUACUGUCGGAUCGAAGAACUUUUAUAUGCCAUACGAAGUUAAAGUUCGAUCAAAGAAUGUUGUUGGACUUGGUCCACCAACAAAUCACACGCUUAUAUAUAGUGCAGCUGAUCUACCACCUGCUAUGCCUUCGGAAGUUAGACCUUAUCAAUGGAACGCCACAGCUUUACUCGUUGAAUGGGUUUCCGUCAACGACACACGGAAAAAUGUGCGAGGGAAAUUGGGAGGAUAUCGUAUCAACUAUUGGAGAACUAAUAUUGACACAGAAGAAGAAGGCCAGCAUAUGUUGGCUAGUGGAAACAUUGAAAAAGCUCUUGUUAUAGGUCUCUAUCCUAAUGUUAUGUAUUCCGUAUCUCUUCAAGUAUUCAAUGGAGCUGGAUUCGGUCCAAAAACAAACCCAAUUUUUCAAAGAACGUUAAGAAAAGCUCCAAUGAAUAUGCCUACAGAAGUUACUAUACUGGGAGUAAAAGACGGGGGCGUUUCUCUAAAUUGGCGUGGUGUAUCAACUGGUCAAAGUGAAGAACCCCUCCAAGGUUAUAUGGUAAAGGUAUGGCGUUUAGGUGAAACUUUAUACGAAGCAGCCGAAUACGACUCGGAAAGAAGAACGCAUAUUAUCCUGGAGGACUUGCCAACCGAUAGAGAAUAUUAUAUAAGAGUUUACGGCUAUUCAAGAGGAGGCCAAGGAACAAUGAGUAGUCCAGCAACUCAAAUUCAUUUAACAAACGAUUGUAACAGAAUUAUAAAAGUACCUUAUAAAAGAUAUGUCUAUAAAUGUAGCUCGGCAAGAUAUCUAACAUCCUCAAUUCUUUCUGUUAUUUCAAUGCUUGUUUUACUUGAGAUAUUAGUAUAG